This is a messenger RNA of Choloepus didactylus (southern two-toed sloth), 1827 nucleotides long. RefSeq names its product transmembrane protein 249 (gene CATSPERQ). The record is from RefSeq and is a predicted model, not a curated record. The coding region runs from base 514 to 1260 and encodes 248 amino acids. The transcript is spliced from 4 exons. Lineage: Eukaryota; Metazoa; Chordata; Mammalia; Pilosa; Megalonychidae.
CACUGAGUGGAGCUUUCCCCAGUGGUGUGGGGCUCUGGCCCCGGGCAGAGGUGGCUAUGGUGAGGCAGGGGUCCGUGGGGUACCGGCCUGCAGACUGCUCUCUGCUCAGGCCUGAAGGCCAAGUCCCGCCACCCACCCUUCAGGUGAGGUAUGAACCAGGCUGUGCCAGGGCCUCCAGCGGCGUGGGGGCAGGCGCGCCCCCCACCGGGGCUCCCGGAAGACAGCGGUCAACAGAGCGGCCCCUUCUAGAACCCGCGGCCACGGACUUCUAGAACUCGCGCGCGGCCCACCCUGGGCCGCCACCUGGCCUCGCUGCCCUGACUCGUCCGCUGCUCCUGCCCCCAGCCCUGGAAGCUCUGGCCUCUCGGGUACACGGGCGGCUGUGGGCAGUGGGCGGCGGCUGUGGGUGAACCCGCCCAGCUGACGCCAGUGCCUGCUCCAGGACGCCAAGGGCCGCAUGAGCGGCCUGCCCACCACCUCCGGGUGCAAGCGCUUCCACCUUUGGGCCCUGGGAUGCUUCUGCACCGAGCGCCACCUGGCCAAGCGCCUCAAAAACAACAGCUUCUACCCGUUCACGCAGCAGCUGCCCAAUGUCUUCGUGCUCGAGUACUACCUGGACACGCUCUGGAAGGGGAUGGUGCUCUUCGUCGUCUGCCUCCUCCUGGUCAGCUUAGGCCCCCUGAGCAAGGUCUGCGCUCCUGGGCCCGACCCUCACGGCCUUCCUCCCCCGCGGGGCCCCGCCCCCGCGCCCUCCGCCGCAGUUCGCACGGUCUCCCCGUGGCCCCGCAGGUGCGGAACCAAGAGACGUGGGCCUUCCCCGCGUGCGGCGUGGUCGUGGGCCUGUGGCUCAUGAUCUCGUCGCUGCCGCGGCGCCGCCUGGUGCUGAACCACACGCGCGGCAUCUACCACUUCUCCAUCCAGGGCCGCACCGUGUGUCAGGGCCCCAUGCACCUGGUCUACGUGCGCCUGGCGCUCAGCUCGGACGCCUACGGAAAGUGCUUCUUCCAGCUGGUGCUGUGCGGCCACCAGCUGGAGCCGCUGGUGCUGGUGCAGCUGUCGGAGCGCUACGAGCAAAUGGAAUUCCUGGGCCGCCACAUCGCGCGGAAACUCAACAUUAACUAUUUCGACUGCCAGGCCAUGUCCUACUGGCACGUGGUCCGCCACUGGCCGCUGGGGAGCGCCUUCAGCCCGGGCAUCGUUCAGCGCAGGGACCACGCCUACAGCAAGCCGUCCCGCUCCCUGACCGAACUGGACGUGUGACGCCGCCUCCGCACACCCCCACGCCCCCUCCCAGAGCUCCAUUCUGCACCCCCAUACCCGGACCCCAGCCCACGAACCCUCCCGUCUUCAUCCUGGGGCGGCUACGGCGAGACCCACCCACUGACCUUCCUCUCAAUAAAGCUGCCGAUUCCCUCUGGAGCCGGGUCAGGCCGGGCGGGGCCUUGCUGGUGGUCACCUCCCGGGCCUCGGGGAGCCCGUCUUGGCGCCGCCUCUCCCUCCUGCUGGAGCAAACCCAGAGCGCGGCGUCCGAGCCCCGCUCCAGCCCCGCGCGCCCCCCGGCCUCCCCGCGCUCCCUGUGCGUUGGGAAUCCCAGGUGCCGGGAUCUGAUUGGUCCAGUCUAGCGUUCCUGGUCCAAUCAGCAAAAGGUGGGGGCAGAGCCACAGGACAAACCCUGGGCUUGGGGGUGCAUCGUGGACGGGAUACACCCCAAAAUUUCUGCUGCCCAAGUCCUAGGGAGUGGGCUACUGAGAGUGGAAGCCAGGGCUGAGGGCCUGCUGGGGUGGGUGGCCUCGGGAUGGGCUCAGGGUGUCCUGGGAGUUGUGCCCA